This is a messenger RNA of Prorocentrum cordatum, 1743 nucleotides long. NCBI's taxonomy places the organism in Eukaryota, Dinophyceae, Prorocentrales, Prorocentraceae. The record is from the annotation of a GenBank genome assembly.
AUGCCUCUCGACGUCGCCUUCGUUGGAGGCCAGAUGAGCGGCCGCGCCCUCCUGGCCCGCGCCGGCACCGCGGCCCGCGCAGCGCCGAAGCCUGCGGCUGGCGCGGCUGGCGCGGCGCGCGGGCCGGGGCUCGCCGGGAGCGCGCUGGCGGGCGCAGUCGUGGCGCUGGGCAGCGCGGCGCGGCGGCAGCAGCGGCGCCACCUGGCCGCGCCGCAGCAGGGCGGGCGCUACCGCUCGGCGGCGACGGCCUCCGCGUCGUCGUGCGGGAAGUACGACUACGACCUCUUCACCAUCGGGGGCGGCAGCGGGGGCGUGCGCGGCACGCGCUGGGCCGCGUCGCAGUACGGGGCCAAGACCGCGCUGGCGGAGCUGCCCUUCCAGAUCGUGAGCGACAAGUUCAACGCGGGGGGCCUGGGAGGCACCUGUGUCAUCCGCGGCUGUGUGCCGAAGAAGCUUUUCAUCUACGGGAGCCACUUCCACGAGGACAUCAGGGAUGCGGCGGGCUACGGCUGGUCCCUGCCCGACGGCGCCGAGCCGCACCUGGAUUGGAAUAAGCUCGUCGAGGCCAAAAACGCCGAGGUGACGCGGCUGAACGGCAUCUAUUCCAAGUUGUUGGCCGGUGCUGGGGUGGAGUUCUUCGAGGGCUACGCUAAGGUCGUGGACCCGCACACCGUUGAGGUCGGCGGUAAAAAGUUCACCGCGAAAUACAUAUGCAUUGCCAGCGGCGGGCGGGCAUUCAAGCUCCCGAUCCCGGGUUGCGAUCUGCCCGAAGUGGUCACCAGCGAUGAAGCCCUUGCGCUGCCCAAGAAGCCAGAGACUCUUGUGGUCGUCGGUGGAGGCAUCGCCGUAGAGUUCGCUGGCUAUUUCCAUGGGUACGGCUCCGAAGUGCACCUCAUCUUCCGGGGCGACAAGCCGUUGCGGGGGUUUGACGAGGACGUGAGGGACCACCUGCUGGCGAUACUUAAGGCCAAGGGUAUUCACGUGCACGCGAAUGAGAACCCCCUGUCCAUCGAGGAGGCGGGCGCCGGAAAGGUGAAGCUGACGACGGACAAGGGCACCGAGCUGACCGUCGACAACGUGAUGUUUGCCACAGGACGGAAGCCAAACAGUGCGGACAUGGGCCUGGAGGAGGUCGGCGUGCAGCUCGACAAGCGGAGCGGGAAAGUCCUCGUGGACGAGUUCAGCAGGACAAACGUCGAGUCCAUUUUUGCGAUCGGUGACGUCACCGACCGAAUCAACUUGACGCCCGUGGCACUGAUGGAGGGCAUGGCGAUGGCCAAGACGAUGUUCGGCGGAGGGGAGCCCGCGGCUCCGGACCACACGGGCGUGCCCAGCGCAGUCUUCAGCCAGCCGCCAAUCGGCAGUUGCGGGCUGACCGAGGUGGAAGCGGCCAAGAAGUACGGGAGCGUGGACGUGUACAUCUCGGCAUUCAAGCCGAUGAAGCACACCAUGCCCACCGGCCGCGGCGAGGAGGAGCGCAUGCUCUUCAAGAUGCUCGUCGUCAGCGACGGUAUCGAAGGCGCCGGCGACGUGGUCGGCCUGCACAUGGUGGGGGCGGAGGCCGGUGAGAUGAUGCAGGGCCUCGCGGUGGCCAUGAAGGCCGGCGCCAAGAAGGCAGAUUUCGACGCCACGGUGGGCAUUCAUCCGACCGCUGCCGAGGAGUGGUGCACGAUGCGCACGAAGACCAGGACGACCACCAGGGCAGACGUCGAGGCCAAGGAGAAGGAGACCCUGGCGGCCUGA